AUGGCCGCAUUGAAACGACUGCACAAAGAGCUGGAAGACCUGCGCAAAGAGCCGCCGCCGCGGUGUACGGCCUCCCCGGUGGGCGCAGACCUGUUCACGUGGAACGGCACCAUUGAGGGGCCGCCCGACACGCCCUACGAGGGCGGUGUGUUUGACCUGAUCAUCAAAUUCCCUUCGGACUACCCCUACAAACCGCCGCACAUACGGCUCAUUACACGCAUAUAUCACCCAAACAUCACACCCGACGGCAUCAUAUGUCUGGACACCCUUAAGAAGCAGUGGAGCUGUGCCCUCACGAUCUUCAAAGUGUUGCUGUCUAUACAGCAGCUGCUGUCCGACCCCAACCCGGACGACCCCCUGGUGCCCGAAGUGGCCCGACAGUUCAAAAGGGACAGGGUCAAGUUCGAUAGGGAGGCCAAAGUGUGGACACAGAAAUACGCGAUACCUAUCGCUGCUAGUCAACAGUCCGAUGACAGCGCCGGUAGUUCCGAUGCCAGUGAUGCCAGCGAUAGCUCCUGA
Molecule: messenger RNA, 519 nt
Organism: Oppiella nova
Lineage: Eukaryota; Metazoa; Arthropoda; Arachnida; Sarcoptiformes; Oppiidae
Source: the annotation of a GenBank genome assembly